AUGGCGGCGGGAGCUCCCUUGACCCUGCUUCUCCUCACAAUCAUCCUCUGUCUCUCCGCGGUCAACGCGCUCUACAUUCCUGUUGAUGGUUGUCGCCCGCCCCUCGCCCUCGCCCCGCGCAGCGUGCGCGCCAACGUCCUCCUGGCGCACGCCCCUCUUCUCCCAGCGCCCUUCCUCCCCCGCGACUCCCUCGUGCCUCAUGCACCGUAUCUCGCCCGCGAUGCCAAGGUCGUCAACACAACGGCUGGCCUGCAGGUCGUCGACGGCGAGGGGAAUACGGUCGCGCAGGGAUCCGCGAGCGAUGGAGGCGGCUCAGGUCGUGACGUCUCUGCGAUCAUCUGGAUGGGCGGGACGCUCGCUGUCGGUGUACCCCUGCUGCUCGCGGGCAUUCGGGGCUGGCGAUUGACCACAGGCGCCGGCAUCGGCGUCUCAGCGGCUGUUCUGUCCUGGGCUGCCUUCAUCAAUACUCUCAACGACGAAGGGCUUCCCGACCUUGUGCUCACCGCCAUCGUCGGCGGCUUCUUCCUCCUCGGCUUCAUUCUCGGGCUCUUCAACUUCGCCCGCGGCGCCGCCAUUGGGCUCAUCGGCAUGGCCGGUGGCCUCGCGUUCGGCGUGCGCAUCGCGAUCAUCAAGGAGGGCCUGCUGUUUCCGGUCGACAGCCUGUACGCGAUCAACUGGGUCGUGGCAGGGAUAUUUGGCGCAGCGGGUGGCCUGUUAGUGAUCUGGAAACAGCGCGCGGGAUUGUUGCUAGGCUGCGCUUCGAUUGGGUCGUUCUUGACGGGCCUAGGUGUUGACCUCAUCCUGAACAAACAAGAUGGGAUUGGAAGAGGACUCAUUCUCCUCUUCGACCGAAAUUCGGCGCAUCUGGUGGAUCUAGCCGACGGCUACCAUCCUACCCUGCGGACCCGCAUCAUCAUCUACGCCUCUCUCGGCGCGACUCCCGUUCUGGCCUUCGCGCAGCAUCGCAUAUUCCGCCACCCCUUCUCCCGGAAGUCCGUCCCCGACGACUCUGCGCUGCAAGUGGACUAUCGCGACUCCGUUGUCGAGAAGUGGCGCAUGACGACGGGCUCCUGGCUACACUCCCUCUGGGACGGCUCGGGAAGCAAGACCGCCAAUCCGAACCGCUUCACCGUGAACUAA
Messenger RNA from Schizophyllum commune H4-8, 1140 nucleotides. RefSeq lists its product as uncharacterized. Lineage: Eukaryota; Fungi; Basidiomycota; Agaricomycetes; Agaricales; Schizophyllaceae. The record is from RefSeq and is a predicted model, not a curated record. The transcript is spliced from 5 exons. Bases 1 to 1140 code for a protein of 379 amino acids.